UGUAGCGUUUAUUUUAAAGCGGUAAGUAUUAUUUCCGUCGUAGAUUAGUUCUCGUUUAUAAUUUUUUCGAUUUGCUCGAUCGUUGCGAAUAUAAUCGACCCUAAAGCCGGUAUACUAAUACCAAAAUCGUUUGUAACGAUAUCGAAAACGCCAUUCGACAUCAAAAUUAAAAAGUUUUGAAACGUGCUUCGAAAGCGCACUCGUAUCGCGUUUAAAUACGCGGGAAACGAUCCACUCAUCGUUUUGUUCUUAUAUUUUAGGUGUAAUUCUACUCGAAAAUAGCCAUGGCAGCGAAAGACAUGCCCACAUUCAAAUGCGUCCUAGUCGGCGACGGUGGUACCGGCAAAACGACCUUCGUCAAGCGCCACAUGACCGGCGAAUUCGAGAAAAAGUACGUCGCCACAUUGGGCGUCGAAGUGCACCCUUUAGUGUUCACAACGAACAGAGGUAAAAUCUGUUUCAACGUGUGGGAUACGGCGGGCCAGGAGAAAUUCGGCGGCCUCAGAGACGGUUAUUACAUUCAGGGACAAUGUGCCAUUAUUAUGUUCGACGUCACGUCCAGGGUUACCUACAAAAACGUCCCCAAUUGGCACAGGGACAUUGUCAGGGUGUGCGAAAACAUACCGAUCGUACUGUGCGGAAACAAGGUCGACAUCAAGGAUAGGAAGGUUAAGGCUAAAAGUAUCGUGUUCCAUAGAAAGAAGAAUCUUCAGUAUUACGACAUAUCUGCAAAAUCGAACUACAACUUCGAGAAGCCCUUCUUGUGGCUGGCGAGGAAACUGAUCGGCGAUCCCAAUUUAGAUUUCGUGGCGGAAUCGGCCCUGUUGCCUCCGGAAGUGCAAAUGGACCCGCAGUGGCAACAACAGUUGGAGAAGGAUUUGAAAGAGGCUUCGGAAACGGCCCUGCCAGAUGACGAUGAGGAUUUGUAAAUGUAUGUUUAGAAGUUAAAUUACAUUGUAAAAAUAUAUACAAGACGAAAACAAGACUUAUGUUAAAUUUAUCGGUGUGCAUACUUUGAGGAACUGUUGGUAUUUUUAUAUCUGUUUUUUCGAAAUUUGUUAAAAUUAGCUUAAUAUAAGAUGCUUUGAAUUUGAAUGGAAUGCUUGAAAGAUGAGAUUUUUUGUAAUUUAGACAGUUUCUAUUUAUUGUCAACUAGACCAUAAUUUUAAUUUUAAUAAAAUUACAUUUUUUCUAUAUGUUUAUAUCAUUCUGUGUAAGUUGAAUAAAAUUGUGAAUCCAUUAUUAUUGUAUCCGAAGAAUUCUAAUUUCCUUUGUAUUUAAAGCCAAAUUUUACUAAAUAAAAAUGCGCCCCUUGAAAAUUAUCGUUCCUCAAGUAGGUAUAUCCUUUAUAAACUAAACGUACUCGGGCGUUAUCUAAUUUUAUAUUCGAAAUUUAUUUGCCAUUCCUUGGUAAUAUUUGUUAACCUUUGGAUAGGACCCAGAUGCAGAAACAGUGUUGUUGUAACGGCUCAAAUAAUAUGUCUUAAGUUAGUUUUAUUUUUUUAAGGUUGAACAAUAGUUUUAUAAUUGACAAAAUAAUAUAGUUAUAUACAACAAAUUCACUUUUAACCAUUAAUUAAACAACUAAGAACUCGUGGUAAUACAAUUAUAUUCAACAAUUCUCCCUUACUGUCGUUACGUAUUGCAUACUUAGUACCUAAAAGAAAUUGUAUAAUUAUUUAUUUGCGCAGUUAAAUAAAUUAACAAUACUUACCACGAGGUAAUUCAAAC
Messenger RNA from Phyllotreta striolata, 1731 nucleotides. NCBI's taxonomy places the organism in Eukaryota, Metazoa, Arthropoda, Insecta, Coleoptera, Chrysomelidae. The record is from the annotation of a GenBank genome assembly.